Lytechinus pictus (painted urchin) is the source of this 3370-nucleotide messenger RNA. Its product is annotated as organic cation transporter protein-like. The record is from RefSeq and is a predicted model, not a curated record. NCBI's taxonomy places the organism in Eukaryota, Metazoa, Echinodermata, Echinoidea, Temnopleuroida, Toxopneustidae. The transcript has 11 exons. Gene Ontology annotation, molecular function: transmembrane transporter activity. Gene Ontology annotation, biological process: transmembrane transport. Gene Ontology annotation, cellular component: membrane. The coding region runs from base 487 to 2193 and encodes 568 amino acids.
AUAUGUAGCUGGUACAAAAGAUGUUAAAACGGCUGUUUUCGACUCGCCCGCCGUAGGGCAAAUGUGACCGGGGUGUCACUGGCUGUUUUUGUAAAAAUUUAAAAAAAAUGAAGGAAAAUCUUAUCACAUGGGGCAUUAAAGGUCACAUUGAAACAUUCUAAAACCAGAUGAAUCAAAUUUCAAUCGCAUUGUGCGAAACAAGUUGUGAUAAUAUUGACCCAGCCGGAACACGCACAAUAUCAAAGUUCAAGAGAAUAAAAUGAUGGAGGCCAAUAACUUGAAAGCUCGAAGAAAGACCUAGCUUCGGGGGAAAGGAAUAGGGCCUACUUCCGUGAAACAACCCAUUCGCUCUUAAACAUAAUUAUCAUACAAUUCUCUCUCGAUAGAGAGAUGUCAAACUAUUGUCUUUGGAUAUUGGUACAUGUAGACCAUCGACGGAUUUAGUUUUAGUUGCAUCUCUCCACUUCAUUACAAAGUAUUUCAAUUAUGUUUAAACUUGACGACCUUCUACGGGAACUUGGUGAGUUUGGUCCCUACCAGAGGAAGGUGUUUGCAAUCACCAGCACCGUGGUCUUCUUCUCUUCCUAUGCGUCGAUGAUUAUUCUCUUCUUUACGCCGAACGUUGAUCACUGGUGUGAGACUCAAGAUAAGUCAUUUUUGAAAGCUUGUGAGGGUGCUGGAUUUGAUCUGCAGGAUUGCCAGAUUGCCAAGAAGAAUGCAAGCAUCCCUGCGAACUAUACAUCAGACGGAAAGCUGAUCUAUGCACAAUGUCAGAAAUAUAAUGUGUCAGGAGUGGGAUUCUGGCCUGGGAUGGAUCCGUCCAAUUACAGCAGCGAAUCACCACCGCAGAUUAUUCCAUGUGAUCAGGGAUGGGUCUAUGAUACCAGCCAAUACAAAUCUUCCAUAGUUACAGACUUUGACCUGGUUUGUGGAAAGGAAGAUCUUACUCAGGUGUCUCAGUCAGUGUUCUUUGGUGGAUACUUACUUGGAUCCCUAGUGUUCGGAUCUUUGGCUGAUGUAAUAGGACGAUGGUGGUCUUUGAUGAUCUGUUUGAUCGUACGGCUCAUCACCGGGAUCGCCCUUGCCUUCUCUCCAUCAUGGUGGGUCUUUACUACCAUUCGAUUCAUCCAAGGAUGCGUUGCCGUAGCUACUUACAUUAUCGCUUUCGUCUUAGUUAAUGAAUAUGCAGGUCCAUCCAGACGCUAUAUCACCGGGUUGCUGUUUGGUGUCCCUUUUGCCAUGGGGUAUGUAUCCUUAGCUCUGGUUGCCUACUUCAUUCGCUAUUGGAAGACUCUAGAGAUCGUUGCUACAGUCCCUAUCAUCCUCCUCAUUGUGAUUAUGAUGUUCCUACCCGAGUCGGUGAGGUGGCAAAUAUCUAAAGGUAGAUUCGACCAAGCGGAAAAGACACUUGUAAAAUUAGCAGAGGCUAACAAGAAGACACUCCCAUCACCGAUUUUUACCGAAGAGUUCAAGAACGAAAGGAUAUCAGAGGAUGCAAGGCGUCGAGUAUCAGCUCUGGAUCUCUUCAGAACCCCCAACAUGCGGUUACGAACCAUCAAUCUCAUUUGCAACUGGAUGGUUAACGCAGUGGUAUACCAUGGAGUGUCUCUAAAUACCUCAAACCUCGGUGUCAAUGAUUACGUAGCCUUCGCUGUGGCCGGAGCCGUUGAGAUCCCAUCGUACAUUUUAGCAUCCUUUUUGAUCGAGUUCAUAGGAAGGCCCCGGUGUUUGUGUGGUUUACUCUUACUUAGUGGAGCAUCGCUUCUCUCUACAGCCGUAGUUCCCCCUGGACCGGCACUGACAGUCGUUGCUAUGAUAGGCAAGUUUGGAAUAUCCGCCUCUUUUGGAGUUCUCUAUCUCUAUUCUACUGAACUCUACCCAACAUCGAUCAGGAGUGCUGCAGUGGGUUUAUUUUCAACGUCGUCACGCGUAGCAGGGAUCGUCUCCCCCCUCAUCCUCACGCUCUCCAAGUAUUGGAAUCCCCUUCCUAUGGUGAUCUACGGAGCAGCAGGUGUAGCUGUCGGGUUAUCAACCCUCCUCCUUCCUGAAACUCGGGGGAUGAAACUACCGGACACGUUGGAAGAGGGGGAAAACUUUGAAAUGAAACGAGAAGAAGGCACGGAAGAUGUUUCUUCCAAACCAGAGUAUUUUCCAGUAAGAUUGUCUGAAGAUGAGAAGGAACACGGAGUUUGAGUUUGAAGAAAAGUUCUUGGUUGUCGAAUUUUAUCUUAUCUUAUUCCGUGUACAUAGAUCGUAACUCGUAAAAGCAAUUUCUUUUUAUCUUUAGAUACUAUUGACUUUUUCAUGAUAUGUCCGUGCUGAUCUUUUUUCACCGGCUCUCAAAAGAAAGGAAAUAAUGUUAUUGAUAAUUAUUUUGAUAUCUAAAUUUCGAAAUUAUCUAAAAUGCUAGAAAAAAACAACGCUGAAGUUAAAAGUACAUCGCAUGCUCCAAGAAGAAUUGAUUAAUGUUAUAUCAGACGUUUUCUUACACGACAUGAUGAGUUCAAAAAUUAUUUUGAUACAUGUAAAUGGAAAGGAGAAUAUACAAUGAGAAGAAGCUAGUAAACAGAGGAAAACGGUGUAUAUUAUUCGUUCUUUAUUUCUCGUGCGGGUGGGUGUGUACGUUUGUUUAUGCUCGAUUGGGUUUUGUGCGAGUAGGUGUGAAAAAAUUAUAAACCACCCCAAUAUACACCAAUACUUUUUCAUAUUUUUAUCUUUAAUUGUUUAUUAGAUCUCAAUAAAAGGAUUUGAAGAUAGUAAUUGCAAUAUCAUAAUGUAACCAAGUUGAUCUUCAUGCAGUGAUAAAGCCGGAUAGAGUCACCACCAUUAUAAACCAAUGUAUACAGUGCGUAUAAAAAGUAUACACUUAGAAAUAACCCUGUAAAAUUAUACACUUGUAUUUGUAAUAACCUGAAGCUUUUUCCAUAUUUAAUCAUUGUUACAGAUUUCUUAAAGCAAAUGACGAUAUGACUGUUGAAAAAAUCCGCUGGAGGGAGCAUCGUUUAUUUGAAAAAUUCAUGAAAAAUAUGAUCUGAGCAGAAAUUGAAAAUAGUUGUACGAAUAAAAGAAGACGUUAAUCAUAAAGAACAUAAGAAUUUUGGUUAGAUAUCUAGAAAGACAUCCUCUCCCAGAAUAUUUAAGAGUGUCAUUGCGCCCCCCCCCCCACACACGCACUCACACACAGAGCCCAUCGUGAUGAUAUCUGCUUUACACGGAGCUGUGAUUCACAUGAAAUUGCUUAGGUUUGAUUUUCCUUCUGCUACUCACAGUCAGGCUUGGGAAAAGUGUGGAAGAACAUGUCUUAAAUGCAGCAUAAAAUGUAUACCAACUUUAACGGGAUGCUCCGGGUUGAAAAUAUGUAUGUCUAGAU